AUGUUUUUAGCAAGUUAUUUUGAUCGUAAAGAUAAAGUUAACGAGAAGAGUGAAACAGAAAUUGAAGAAAUUGAAUAUAAGAAAAAUAAUUUAGAAAAGGUACUGAAGAAUGCUUUAUAUUUACAUAAGGAGAAAAACGUCAAAUUAAAAGAUGAGGAAGAUAAAAAGAAACAAAUCAAAGAAUACUUGUCCAGUUUUUUAAAAAAGAAAAUAAAGGAUGAACAUAAAAUGAAUUUAUCAUAUUUUAUUUAUGAUGAAAAUGAAAAACGAAAUAUUAGUAAAUAUUCAGUAGACAAUUUUAAUGAAAGAGAAGAAGAUCAAAGAGGUAUAUAUAAUUUGUUAAAAGAAAAUAAAAGUCUUAAUAAUAUGUCAAAAGAUAUGUUGAUACUAGCUAAUUAUUUACAACAUGACAAAUUGAAAAAUAUAGAUAUAAUAUCAGUUUAUAAUAUUAUUGAUAAAUAUAUUGAUAAAUAUAAAUUAGAAAUUGAUGAAAUUAAAAAAGAAUUAGAUAAAGAAGCUGACAAAGAAAUAAAAAAGAAACAAAACAAUUUAGAUACUAUAUAUAAUAUAAAAAAAGAAUUAGGAAAUAUACAUAUUGUUGAAGAAGAAAAUAGUAACAAUACUGUCGAAUAUAUGUUAAACGAAAUGAAAAUAAUAAAAAAAUUAAUCAAACAAAAAGAAUAUAUUAUCUGUGUAAAAAAUACUUUAAUCAGUUUAGAUUAUGCAAAAAAAUGUGCAGUGAAUAGGAAAUAUGAUGAAUCAUUAAAUAUUAUUUUAGAUAUAGUAAAUAUAUUACAUAUAUUUAAAAAAAAUUUCAAAAAGCAAGUAAUUAAAAAUAUAGAAUUCUUUAUUCCAUUGUUAGCAGAAUAUUAUAUCAACAAAUCAAAGUUGUUACUAUCAAGUAUACAUUGGGGCAAUAAUAUUUCGUAUGUAUCAACAAACUCGUUAGAAGACGUUAUAAAUGAUAUAGAUAUGAGUGAGGAUAACGAAGAAAUAUAUGAUGAUAUGUGUGAUGAUAACGAAGAUAUAUAUGAUGAUAUGUGUGAUGAUAACGAAGAUAUAUAUAAUGAUAUGUGUGAUGAUAAUGAAGAUAUAUAUGAUGAUACAAAUAAUUAUUAUCAAGGUUUUGAAAACACAGAUAUUAAUUAUUCCACGACAUUUAUAAAUGCAGAAAAAACAAAGAAUGUAGCACAACAAAAAGAAAAAAAAAGAAGACUUCUAUAUUAUAAUCGCCAUAUGAAUAAAUUUCACGAUAAAAUAAAUAACAGUGUUAUAUUUGAUAAGGAAUAUAUGGGUUUGAUAAAAAAAGAAAGUCUAGAAUUUAUCAACAUUUUAAUUUGUUGUAAUUAUAUAGAAAAAAUUAAUAUAUGUAUUACAGAGGAAAACGAAGAAAAUGAAAAUAUAUUAUUUGUUAAACAAAAAUAUUAUUCAUCAUCUUUUUAUGUAGAAGAAUUAGCUAGCAGCAUAAUUAAUUUUUUUCGUUCCUUUUUUCAAAAUGAUAAAAGUCCACUAUUCAAAUUUGAUAAACCUGAAUGGGGACUUAAGUAUUUAUUUUAUCAAUCUAUUAUAAGUAAUUAUAUCUUAAAGAUGUUAUUAAAUUACGCUCACAUGGAAAAUUUUAAAAGUAAUAAUAUAAUAUUGAAACAAACAUUAGAGUAUAUGUUUACGUAUAAUAAUAAAUAUAAAGAGAUACUGCGUAAUAUUAAUAAUAUUGAAAAUUUGGAUAGGAAUCCUACAUCCAUAAAUAAUAAACAGGAAACAAUUGCAAUGAGUAGUGUGUCAUCAGAUGUGCAAUACGAAAGAGAUCACAUGAAACUAUUUCCGGAACUUAAUAAUGAUAAUAAUAAUAAUAAUAAUAAUAAUGAUAAUAAUGAUAAUAAUUAUAACGAUAAUUUUUAUCGUAAUAAUAAUUAUUUUCAUCCCAUGAGUGAUCAAAUAAAAAAUUCUUCCCAUUCUUACCUAUUGGAUAAUAAUUUUAAUAUUAAAGAUAGGUGGCCCAGUAAAAACACACAUAUUUAUUAUAAUACAUACAAUUGUAUGAAGGAUGAAGAUAAACAAAUAUUGUUUGAAGACAUAAGUAAUUAUAAAAUGGUGUUGGAAAAAUUAAAUUAUGAAAUUAUAACAGAAUGUCGAUUGUACAUAUUAAGUAGAAUAAGCUAUUUUAUUCAUCUAUAUACUUUUGAUGAAAAUAAUAAGGAUGAUAUAAAAAAAUCGUUUUUAAAUUUUAUGCAGCAUAUUUUUUUAAUAUACAAAAAAUGGUGGUUAUAUGAUAGGCAUAAUUGUAAGCAUUUGUUAGAUGAUUUUUACAACAAUACAUAUAUCAAAUUGAAUCCUAUGGAAAAUGAAAAAACGAACCAACAUAAUAACUUUAAUAAUAAUAAUGAUGAUGAUGAUAAUAAUAAUGAUAAUGAUAAUAAUAAUAAUAAUGAUAAUAAUUUGAAUGGUAUUAAUCAUGAUAAUAAUAUAAAUAAUUAUAAUGUAGAGAAUAAUACAAUUCAACAUUUACAAAAUAACGAAUUAUUGAAAAAUAGAAACCUGCAAUUAAGUAGCGAAGAAAAUAUAAUUAAUAUGAAUGAAAAAACAAAUGAUGGUGUUUAUAUUAGAGACUUCUUUAUGUUAAAUGAAAAAGAAUUUCUUAUAGAUAUAUUAAACGAUAUGUCAAACAAAAAGUGUUGUAUAAAAUUAAAAAAUAAUAUAAUAUUAGAUGAAAAUGAUUGUAUCAAUGAAUAUAGUGAUAUAUUUAUACAAUUAUUAAAAAAAAUAAAAAAUAGAAUAUGGUGUUUUCGUAACAAUCACGAAUUUAUGGAAGAAUAUAUGAAUAAUGUAGUAAAAAAAUUAUUAAUUAUUGUAAAAGAUGAAUUUAGAUUUCAUUGGAAUAAUAUAUCAGAUUUGAUUGGUGAUUCUGAAAUAACAUGUUUGUUAUAUAUUUCUUUUCAUAGAAUAAAUAAUUUUUUAAAUAUAUAUCAAUAUAAAAAAUAUCUUGAAGAAAUAAAACAAAAUUUUGAUAUUCUAGAAAAAAAAAUGUUUCAUAAUUUUCUAGAUGCAUUUUAUCAUUUUAUAUCUAUAAGAAUAUAUAAUCUCUUUUCUGUAAGUAAUGUAUUUCAUGAAUAUAUUAUAAAUAAUUUAUAUAAAAUAAAAAAAAAUUUACCAGAUAUAAUAUUUAUUCAAUUCUUAAACAGAAUAUUAUAUAAAUUAGAUAAAACCAUUUUAAAAUAUUUAUUAAAUCAAAAUAUUUCAUUUUUACAAAAUGAAUUAUAUUUUCAGACAUUCAUAAACAAUUCAUAUAUUUUAUUACAACAAAUAGAAGAAUUAAAUUAUAAAAACAAGAAAGAAAAAUUAAAUAAUAAUACUGGAAUAUUCAUUUAUAAUAUGAACUUAUUAAGAGAAAUAUUAAAAUUAAUGACUGAUAAUAUAGAUACAUUGAAAGACAAAAUUAACGAAAUAAAAUGUAGCUAUGCAUUUUUAAAAAAUAAAAAUAAUUGGAUAGAUCAAGUUACACGAAUAACAAAUUCUUUAUUAAAAGAUGAUUCUUCUAGUGAUGAUAAUAAAUCUUCUAAUUAUAAUUAUAAAGAAAAUUGGGAAAACAAAUGUAACAAAACUGAAAUAUCCAUUAUCAAAAUUAAGAUGUUAUUAUUAAGAAGACCGGAUAUAAAAACAAUUGCAGAAAAAUCAAUUGUUGUUAAAGAGUUUAUAGAAUAUUGA
Molecule: messenger RNA, 3702 nt
Organism: Plasmodium reichenowi
Lineage: Eukaryota; Apicomplexa; Aconoidasida; Haemosporida; Plasmodiidae
Exons: 1
Coding region: 1-3702 (1233 amino acids)
Source: RefSeq, a predicted model, not a curated record